CCGGCCAUAUCUGAUCCCCUCUCUUCGUAGAAUCAAAAUGAGUCUCCGGAACCCACUGUCAACCCUUCCGUCCGAGAUCAACCACGACAUAUUCUUAAGGCUGGAAGGCAGGCAUCUGGUCACAGCCCAGUCUGUCAGCAAAGAGUGGUAUUCCUUCGUGCAAGACAUUAAAGCCUUCCACAUCGGGCAGCCCCGUCUUCUCAUCCUCUCGCGUGUAAAAGAUAUCCAUGAAGCAAAACGUCUGAAAGUGAGAUCAAUACGCCUUGAUCUUCGCACUGAAAACACAUCCCAGUUCACUGUUGAGCCUCAGGUCUGCGCCAUAACGGCCCACCGUUUUCGUAACAGUAUUGAUGCGGAUCGGGAUUUGUGUUCUUGUAAUGGGUUAGUGCUUCUUAUAUUUGAAAAACACAUUAUCUUGUGGAACCCUCUUGUAAGACGUUCCACCAAAGUUCUUGAGCUUCCACGGCUCCAUAUGCUUACAUGGAAGGAGCUUGGAGGGCUUUGUUACGGCCCAUCCUCUAAUGAGUACAAGGUUGUCUUAUUGCUUUCUUGUAAGUCUAGUACUAUCAGAAUUGGUGAUCAGUAUGUGAUUGUUUCGGGCCUGAAAAACAAAGGGUGGCGAAAACUGUCCUUCCCAUAUGAACACCAUACUACAAGAGCAGGUGUCAACUUCAACAAUACUCUCCAUUGGAUAGUGAGAGACAAAAUUAGGAGUCCUUCUCUCAGAACAGUUCAUGUCAAUAAGGUGCUUUAUUACGACCCGGUUGAUAACACUUUCAAACAAUUGCCCACCCCUACAAAAAAUAAUCUAGAAGAGGAAAACCACAUAUAUGGUACAGGAAUCAUAGAGGGAUGUUUCUGCAUUGGUCAAUGGUAUCAAGGGAGGAAUGUCAUUCAAGUGUCAGUUAUGAAAGAAUAUGGGAACCCAGAGUCUUGGGUCACAAUCUUUGCCAUCCCCAUUUUGGGAUUUGGGCGGCACUUUAAUAUAUACAACCUCACAUUUUUUUCCCUACAUAAAAGCAAGAACUUAACCAUUAUGUGUAAAGACAACGGGAGAUUAUAUGUUUAUGAUGGGGAAGAAGACAAACUAGAACAGAGGUUCUUCCAUAUACCAAAAGAUGAAGAUGAGAGCAGGGUUAGAAUGUGUUUCUAUGCUCAAAGUUUUGAAUUGCCAUAUGGAGUAAGCUGGAGGAAUCGUGAUCGGCGCCAAUGCAGGUUUUAAUUAACACGUUUUGGAAUAUUUGAUUUUAAUCCUUAUAUGAUUAAAAGAAUACAUUAAUCGUUGCUUAUAGCUAUAAGUGUUUGAAUAUCAAGAACUGCUACAUACUAAUUUCAGGAACCUAGCAUUUAUAUUUAAUUGAUGUGAUAUUAUAUUUGGAAUAUAUAUUAUUUUUCCCACUGCACAGAAGAGUGUUAUGAGGUGAUGGAACAGGGUAUGUUUACAGAAUUUGCCUCUAAUAUCUUUUAAUUUGACAAUAGUAUGUACUAUAUAGUACAUAGUAGUGAACAUGACUUACUGAGUUUUUUCCUUAAGGUACAUUUAAAACUUCAGAGCAAGUCAAAGGGAUCGUGUAUAUAUGUAUUGAUGUGUUUUUUCCAGGACAUCCGAGUCCAGGACAUGUGGCCUUGACGGAAUGUUGGUAUGGCUAAUGAUCCUCCUCUAUGUUGCAUGUAUGUUUGGGGUUCUAUUGGAUUCUCGUCCUUGCACAAGCUAAAGUUUAUUGUUGAGUAUAAUUUGCACACCAAGUCGUCUAUCACUCGUAUUAUAUAGGAAUAUUUUUGUUGACUUAUUCGUUCUUAUUAAAAGUUUUUAUACCUAGUAUUAUACUCCGUAUGACACAUGUAUAAUGUGUAGUACUUAUCUCCAGUUUGGGAUUGGUAUUACACGGUCACAUAUAAAAACUCAACUUUUAACCAUCACGUGUAAAGAGUACGGGAGAAUAUGUGUUUAUGAUGUGGAAGAAGGAAACGUAGAAGAGAUGUUCUCUGUACCAAAAGAUGAAUAUCAGAGCAUGGUUGGAAUGUGUUCAUAUGUUCAAACUUUUGAAUUGCCAUAUGGUCAUAUGGAGUAAGCAGGCUGCAGGAGGCCGGUAUGGUGAUCUGCACAAAUGCAGGUUUUAACACGUUUUGGAAUAUUUGGACCUUUUUAUCAUUAAAAGAAUAUAUUAAUUGUUGUUUCUAGCUAUAAAUGUAUUUGAAUAUCACAAGACUAACUGUGACAUCUUCCAUACUAAUUUAAAGAACCAAGCAUUAUUUUUGGCUUAGAUGUCUGUAGUGCUGGACUCGGGCCGGGCGGCCCGGCCCGGAACCGGCCCGGCCCGGAACCGGCCCGGCCCGGUUACUGUUUGGCCCGGCCCGGGGCCCGGUGGGUCCACCGGUUCGGUUCGGCCCGGCCCGGCUGCUGGGCGGUUCGGGCUCGGGCCUAGGUUUUGGUGAACCGGCCCGGCCGGUUCGGGCCCGGUCCGGGCCGGAUUUUAAUUUUUUUUUUUUGAAAUUUUUUUAAGUUUUAGGUUGGAUUAGGUAUUUUGGGCCAUUUGAGGUGGUUUGGGAUGGUUUGGGGUUGAGGGGGAAGGGUAGGGGAUUAAAUAGGAGAACAAAAAAAAAUUAAUUGGGCCGGUUCGGCCCGGCCCGGUUUGGCCCGGAACCGGGACCGGCCACCGGCGGUUCGGGCUCGGGCCUCCCUUUCCUGGCCCGAGGCCCGGCCGGGCCCGAACCGGCCCGAGUCCAGCCCUAGAUGUUUGUGAUGCAGUCCAUUUGAUGUUAUUUUAUACUCCUUACUUCUGAAUGUAUCGAUCAUAUUUUUUCCAAAGAAGAGGACUGUGAGGUGAUGAGAGAGGUUUUAUUAUCAUUUAAAUAGCAUGAAGUGAACAUAUCUUACUGAGGUUUAAGCUUAAGGUCCAUAUGAAACUUCAGAUCGAGCAAGUCAACAGGAUCUUGUAUGUAUUCAUCUGUUUUUUCCAGGCUGGUUCAUAUGAUGGGUCUAAAAUGCCCAAUUUUAUUUCUCUACUGAUAUUCCAAUAGCCCUUAAUGGCAAUAGUGCAUUGAUCAAUGGUUGACAUUCACUUCUUUUAUUAUUACUAUAGGAUGACAGAGGCCAUAAGUAUAUCAUAUUUCAGGGUGUGAUGAUCAAUUUGUUGUUAUAAAAUAAAAUGUGCAUAAUGUGGUGUGUGAUGCGUGGAAGUUUAACUUUGCAUGUGUGGAAAUGUGGAACUAAAAAUUAUUAACGAGAACACAUAUGGGUAUUACCAGUCGAUUCAGAAAUUUCAUUGAGAGAGGUGUUUCAAAAGUUUAAAACAAAAACCGUUCACUUAUUAACAAACAUGUUAUCUUUUGCUACAAUGUAUGCAUUUGAAACCAGAAAUUUUCAAUUUUUCCUAAAUGAAGAGAACACUGGUGUUGCGUUUCUCAUCAUGGAAACUUGGAAAGAUUAGACCUGUUUUUGAGUUUUUUUAUUAAUGAGCAAAUCUGUUCUACAUUAACUAGGUCGAUUGUCUUGGUUUUUAUGUUGAGUUUUUCAGAAACAUGGCGAAUAUGUGUUAGCAAAGAAUCCUCUAUGAUGCUGUGGGAAACAGUAAAUUUGCCUUUUUUAUGAUUGAUGAAGCAAAGUUUAAUCUCGAACCUUGGAUAUAUUAACUCUUUUAGAUUUCAGACUUGUAAUGUAUGUAAGCCAGAUCAAGGACAUGGAUGAAUACUUUGGAUUGGUUUAAUUUCUUUAUAUUUUAGUGAUCAGAUUUCAGAUGGAUUAGCUUCAUUUAUAUAGAAAAUAGUGAAAACUACGUAACAUGCUGUUAAAAGUACUUGCUUUCCCUUUCAUCAUAUUUGAACCAUCUCUUCAAGAGUUCAAGUAUAUAUUUUGU
Cuscuta epithymum is the source of this 3857-nucleotide messenger RNA. Lineage: Eukaryota; Viridiplantae; Streptophyta; Magnoliopsida; Solanales; Convolvulaceae. The record is from the annotation of a GenBank genome assembly.